ACCUACAGCGGCUUCUGCGGCUGCUCCAGGGCAGCUCAAGCUCCAAGAGGAUACACCUCCUGUACCUUUUCACCGAGGGACCAUGACAAAAUACUUGUGGCUCUUCAUGCUCAUCCUCAUCAUUCCAGUGGCUCUGGCAGUUGGUGUGGAUCAAUCCAAGAAUGAAGUGAAGGCGUUGAGGUACUUUGAAUCCAUCAGUACCUCGAAUGCCAAUGUGAAGCAGUGUGUAUGGUUUGCUAUGAGAGAAUACAACAAAGGAAGUGGGGACAAGUACGUCUUCCUUGUGGACAAGAUAUUGCAUGCCAAGCUUCAGAUCACAGACCGAAUGGAAUACCACGUUGUCGUUCAGAUCUCCCGCAGCAAUUGCAAAAAGCCUUUAAACAAUACUGAAAACUGCAUCCCUCAAAAAAACUCCAAACUGGAAAAGAGAGUCACCUGCAGCUUUUUGGUAGCAGCUCUUCCCUGGAUUGGCGAGUUCACCCUGUUGAACCAAGAAUGUAAAAAUAUCUAAGGGUGUCUUGAAGCAUCCCUCCCACUUCUGGGUCUGCCUUUCUCUGUGAUAAAAGAGAAGCAUCAGUUCAAGGCUGUCACCAACACUCUCCUCAUGUGUGCCUCCCUGCUUGCUUUUUUAUUUAUUAGUUUCAUAAUAUAGGAAAGGGGUAAAAUAUGGGCUCUGCUCAGGUACCCAAGAUGGACCUUCACCUGCAGCCAGCUUGAGGAUCCACCAGAGUGUGGACUACUUUUGUUCCCCAUGGUCAAUGGAAAGAGAAAUGUAUUU
This is a messenger RNA of Peromyscus californicus insignis, 778 nucleotides long. It is a transcript of the gene Cst8, whose product is annotated as cystatin 8. The transcript is spliced from 3 exons. Gene Ontology annotation, molecular function: cysteine-type endopeptidase inhibitor activity. Gene Ontology annotation, cellular component: extracellular region; cytoplasm; cell surface. The coding region runs from base 83 to 511 and encodes 142 amino acids. The record is from RefSeq and is a predicted model, not a curated record. NCBI's taxonomy places the organism in Eukaryota, Metazoa, Chordata, Mammalia, Rodentia, Cricetidae.